GAUACGUGAGAUUCAAAAUGAGGGAUCGAGAGGAUUUAUAUAUUAUAGACAAGAAUCACCAAUUGCCUUUCUCGUGAUUUUAGAUGCCAUUUUGUUUUUUAAUGAUAUAGAUUUAUUUGAUAUAUCCCAUCUCUGCUUCAAUACAAAUCACCUAAUACACACCCCAUCUCUCACGCCGCUACGCAGAGCCCUUCCGCCACCAUGGAAUCUGUCCCCACCGCCCAUUCUCCUCCCCGUCCGUCUCCCUCCCGUCCCGAACCCCGCUCCCUCGGCCAAAACAUGGCUCACACAGUUGGAGUCUUCCAAGCCCUCAUUUCUUUCCCCUUGAUGAUACACGCGGGCGUAUUUACGUUUUGGUGUUUGACGCUAGAUGCUAAUUUUACGAUUUAUGAUUUCGUAAAUGCUCUCUCAAACGCCUUUUUCUCAGCUUCGAUAUUAUUCAUCAUCAUCACACAACGAGGGGGAAACAGCGGAGAUAUCACUAAAGAAUUUAUGGUCUGGUUAGAAGUAGCAAAAAGCGGUUUCGCCAGUGCGGUGUGGCUUUGGCUACUCUUCGAUAGCAUCUUUGGUCCCGUCCACAACUCCUAUAACCGACCGGCGUCACGAACGCCUCGAAUUGCACAGGCGAUUAUUAGUUUUCUUGUUUUACCUUUCCUCUUCUACCCUACUCUCGCCUUCGCUAUCUACGAUCUCAAAACAAGUCGGGAAUCCGAAUUGAAUGUGAAUGCACGGGAAUCAGGGGCAGAAGUAGAUGUAGAUGAAGAAGCUGCUGCGGGAGAGAGAUCACCUCUGUUGAGUAGAGAGUAGUUUUCUGAUUUAGAAUGGUGAAUUCGUCUGAUAAUUUGGUCUUGCGGGAUUGUUGGAUAGACGCAUUGGAGACAACGAAAUUGGAAGCAGGUAGAGAGAGGAGGGUAGAGAAGAAAAUGAGAACGAAAAUAAAUAUAUACAAGAAAUGGGAUGUAGACAGUAUUGAAAGGUUUGUAAGAGUGGCGUAAUGUAAAGGAGAGGCAACGAAGUGAAACUAAAAUGAAAAAUGGAAAUCAUAGAGGCUAUAGAAACUUGAUAUCGCCAAUGUUGCAAUUCAAUCCACCAAUCUUUAACCCGGA
Messenger RNA from Botrytis cinerea B05.10, 1106 nucleotides. RefSeq lists its product as hypothetical. The record is from RefSeq and is a predicted model, not a curated record. Lineage: Eukaryota; Fungi; Ascomycota; Leotiomycetes; Helotiales; Sclerotiniaceae. The transcript is spliced from 4 exons. Bases 202 to 807 code for a protein of 201 amino acids.